GGACAGUUUUUGCUGUAGAAGCUGGGAUGAAGCAGCAGAAGCUUGUAGCAGGUCAUGUGUUUGUUGUCAGAGGUCAACAGUAAACUGUCUUCCUGUYCUCCGGUGCUCAGGUCAGUGAUGCCACCAAACUCAGACCAAAGGCGGAGUUCUGCUUCGUUAUAAACGCAGGAAUGAGGAAGAUUUAUCUGCAGGCCAACGACCAGCAGGAUUUGGUGGAAUGGAUCAGCGUUCUGAACAAUGCUACCAAGAUUACACGACUUGAUGAUGAGAGACAACCUGUUUGAGAUGGUCACCUCUUCCAGGACCUUCUACAUCCAGGCUGACAGUCCAGAGGACAUGCACAGCUGGAUCAAGGCGGUCUCUGGUGCGAUCGUGGCUCAACGUGGCCUCGGCCGUUCGUCCAACACGAUCCGUCAGGCCCGCCGGCUGUCCACCCCGUGUAUACAGAGGAGCGCAGUGACUCCUCCUCCCCCUCCUCCACCUUCUACUGCCCCGUCGAUGAGGACCCGCAGCCUCCAGAACCCUCAGCGGGCGCUCAGCCUGGCGCUGGACCCUCGCCGCCACCAGGACGACUUCCUGGGCCUCCUGCCGUGGAGGCUGAGCGGCGUCCAGGCCGUCAUGAUGCCCCUCCCACCGCCGCGCUCCCGCCUGUCGCUGCAGGAGGCGGUGCAGUCGUCAAAGUGACGGAGGGGCGGAACCCUGGCCUGCUGGUUACCCUCGUCUGAGAUUCUGGAUCGUCCAGAACCUCCGGGUUUUCUCAGACAGGAAGUCGUCCUGAAACCGAGCUGAGCAGAACUCUGGUUCUUACAGUCCAUCCUGCUUCACCUCAGAACUUUUUAAAUCCUGCCUUUGUCUCGUCCUGACAGCACCGAGGUCCAGAUCCACAGCAGAACUCCUAAUCCAGACGGUUCCUACAGAUUCUCACCUCGUCAUAAUCCAAACGGGAUUAGAUCUGACAAAAGUUGCCAAAAAA
Messenger RNA from Austrofundulus limnaeus, 973 nucleotides. It is a transcript of the gene plekha1b, whose product is annotated as pleckstrin homology domain containing, family A (phosphoinositide binding specific) member 1b. Lineage: Eukaryota; Metazoa; Chordata; Actinopteri; Cyprinodontiformes; Rivulidae. The record is from RefSeq and is a predicted model, not a curated record.